AUGAAGGCCACUCAUAAAGAUCGAUCUAAAUAUUGCAUGUUCCAUAAGGACUACGGUCAUGACACGGAGGACUACCAUGACCUCCAGAAUCAAAUAGAGGUGCUGAUCCAGAGAGGUCACCUCGGACGCUACCUCAAAUCCCUAGAGGUGACUCCAUGCCCCAAGGGACCCGUUGAGAGACAAAUCGACGUCAUCUCCGGGGGACCAGCAGCCGGUAGCAGCAGCUCUCCGGCGAGAAAGGCCUACGCCUGCAACACGAUCGCCAAUGCUCGAGUCAAGAGGGUGAUGGUUGACAUCGGGAGCUCCGCCGACGUCCUUUACUUCGACGCCUUCAAGAGGCUUGGCUUGACCGAGGGAGACCUUACCCUUAUGACAUCAGCCCUCACAGGAUUCACAGGGGGUUCUAUCUCUUCGCUCGGAACCACAGUCCUCCCUAUCACUAUUGGGGAGGAGCCAAUGGCGAAGACGAUAAUGACAACCUUCAUGGUAGUUGAUAUGCCCUCGGCCUACAACAUCAUCCUUGGCCGCCCAACGCUCAACAAGAUAAAGGCGAUGGUUUCCACCUACCGUAGGACCAUCAAGUUUUCGACCUUAGUAGGGAUCGGGGAGGCCCGAAGUGACCCAGGGGAGUCAAGGCAAUGCUACCUCAUCGCGGUUACUCUCCCAGGAAAGUUGCGCCCAACUCCGAUUCCCGAUCCCCGUGAAGAACCCGUACUGCAAGUGCCACUAGAGCCUCUCGAGCCACUCAUCGAGGUACCCUUGAAGAGGAGCCGACCCGAUCGGACCGUCAAGGUCGGAGCCACUCUCCCCGAAGCGGACCAGCUCCACCUCAUCGAUUUCCUGAGGAAGAACGCCAACAUGUUCGCGUGGUCCCCCGAGGAGAUGCCCGGGAUCGACCUAGAAGUGGCCUGA
Molecule: messenger RNA, 912 nt
Organism: Musa acuminata AAA Group (dessert banana)
Lineage: Eukaryota; Viridiplantae; Streptophyta; Magnoliopsida; Zingiberales; Musaceae
Exons: 2
Coding region: 1-912 (303 amino acids)
Source: RefSeq, a predicted model, not a curated record